AUGUUCCCCUACGUAGUGGGAGGCAUUGCAUUCCUGCUCUUCUUUUACAACCCAUUAGUGGAAUAUUUCUCCAAUCAGCCCCAGACACUUCCGCGGACACCUCGCCCUCCCAUUAAUGAAUCCCUCCUCGCCAUUGACGCCGCCAAUGAGACGGCGCCAAACUGUCCCCCAGCUACGCACUCAGUCCACAUUCUCUCGAAGGCACCACUGGUGAUUUACAUAGAGAACUUCAUAUCCCCUGAAGAGCGCGAUAUUCUCCUCGACAUCAGUCCACCCACACGACUAACACCGCUAAACAGCGAUCCCCUGUUCGAGUCGUCAACCAUCACCGACGACGGCGAGUCCACACACCGCAACACCGCAAUCCGUGACUCUGAAAUAGCCGUGCUCCCGCGCACCGAGCUAGUCCGCUGCAUCGAGCGUCGCGCCCUCGCCUUCCAGGGUUUCAGAGAAGACCUUUGGGUUGAACGGCUACGCACUCAGAGGUACGUAGCUGGUGGUCAUUAUUCGCACCACUUUGACUGGGGAUCUGGGGCUAGGGGCUGGGGUAGGCUAAGUACGUUCAUGGUCUGGGCAGCUAGCGAAGGCGUCGAGGGUGGGGGGACGGAGUUCCCGCUGCUUAGGAGGCGAGAUGAGAAGGGGGAUUGGUGUGGGUGGGUUGAGUGUCCGGAGCUUGGGGGUAAGGAGGGGGAGGAGCAGGGUGAGUUGGCUGAAGGGGAGAGGGUACUGGGGGUGACGUUUAUGCCUGUGGCUGGCAACGCAGUGUUCUGGGAGAAUUUCAGGCCUGAUGGGACGGGGAGAGGGUGGGAGGAGACAUGGCAUGCGGGAUUACCGGUGAGGAAGGGUGUUAAGGUCGGACUGAAUAUUUGGAGCUGGGGACGGCUUGAUUAG
Molecule: messenger RNA, 891 nt
Organism: Pseudomassariella vexata
Lineage: Eukaryota; Fungi; Ascomycota; Sordariomycetes; Amphisphaeriales; Pseudomassariaceae
Exons: 2
Coding region: 1-891 (296 amino acids)
Biological process (GO): peptidyl-proline hydroxylation to 4-hydroxy-L-proline
Cellular component (GO): endoplasmic reticulum
Molecular function (GO): L-ascorbic acid binding; iron ion binding; procollagen-proline 4-dioxygenase activity
Source: RefSeq, a predicted model, not a curated record